Messenger RNA from Drosophila navojoa, 646 nucleotides. Its product is annotated as putative proteasome subunit beta type-2. NCBI's taxonomy places the organism in Eukaryota, Metazoa, Arthropoda, Insecta, Diptera, Drosophilidae. Gene Ontology annotation, cellular component: proteasome core complex; cytoplasm; nucleus. The record is from RefSeq and is a predicted model, not a curated record.
AAUGGAAUCUCUCAUCGGCUUAAAGGGCAAAGAUUAUGUCGUUCUUGCGGCCGAUACCAUGAUGGCCGAUGCCAUAUUCUUUUUGAGGGACAAUUGCUCAAAGGUGCGCGCCCUUUCUGGCAAUUGCAUGAUGGGCGUGAUUGGCAAUGAGGGCGACACAGCGAAGUUUGCGGAUUAUAUUGCGGCUCGUGUUUCGCUCUACGAAAUCAUGAACGGCUAUGCCAUGGAUACGUCGGCAAUCAUACACAUUGCGCGCCAGCAUUUGCUGUCGUGCCUGGCCAGUCGGAUCAAAUUUGUGGUCGCGAUGCUCAUUGGCUGCUUCGAUACGAAAAAGGGAUACAAUUUGUGUUUGAUCGAUUUUCAGGGCGCAUCACACUUCCUCAACUAUUCCGGACUAGGCGUUGGUCACUCAAUAUCCUUGAGCAUUUUCCACACGAUGUGGAAGCCCGACCUCAGCAUCGAAGAUGGACUGACUAUAAUACGUAGGUGUUUAAAAGAGGUCAAGACUCGUUUGGUAAUCAAUUUGCGUCAUUUCGAGAUCUUUGUGCUGGACAAGCACGGUGUACGUAAGCUGGAACCGUCAGGCAACCCACCAGUAUUAGAUCGGAUAUUUCCCCAGCGACUAAUCCCCGAUCCGUUCAUAUGA